AAUACCAACACUAGUCUUCACCUCUCUCUCCCACUCCAACUUGUUCUCCAUUUCAAUCACUCAUCAUCAUCUCUCUCUCUCUGGUUAUUUUUUAAGAUCAAAAAGGAGAAUAACAUGGGUGUUCUCACCGUCACUGAGGAGUUCACUAGCACCAUUCCGGCAUCACGGCUGUUCAAGGCCUUGAUUCUUGACGCCGACAACCUCAUCCCCAAGAUAGCCCCUCAGGCAGUUAAGAGUGUCCAGAUAAUCGAAGGCAAUGGAGGCCCCGGAAGCAUCAAGCAAAUGAACUUCGCGGAAGGUAGUCAUUUUAAAUUUGUGAAGCACAGGAUCGACAAGUUGGACGAGCCAAGUAUGACCUAUGCUUACACGUUGAUCGAAGGUGAUGCCCUGAUGGACAAGCUUGAAUCGAUCAGUUACGAAAUCAAGCUCGAGGCCUCUCCUGAGGGGGGAUGCAAUGGGAAGAAUACGAGCACAUACCACACCAAACCCGGCGUCGAGAUCAAAGAAGAGGAAGUCAAGGCUGGGAAACAGGCAGCCGCGGGUAUCUUCAAGGCUGUGGAGGCCUACCUCUUGGCAAAUCCUGAUUCCUAUGUUUAAUGUGCAUGCCUUUGAUUGAGACACUCUACUGUGUGGGCUUGUGUGUGCUUUGUAGCCAAAUCUACUUCUUUGGCUUCAUAAUAAAUGUCUUCAAAAUAACAAUAAUAUAGCUGCUUGUGAUGUUUGAUCUGAGUGUAUAUGGUGAAAGUUGAUUCAUUUACUUCAGAUAUGGUGACUUCAGUUGUUGAUGUUUGGCUUUAACAAAGUGCCCAUAUCUCUUAAUUUAUUGAAAUUUUUGUGUAA
Cornus florida is the source of this 840-nucleotide messenger RNA. RefSeq names its product major allergen Pru ar 1-like. Gene Ontology annotation, molecular function: signaling receptor activity; abscisic acid binding; protein phosphatase inhibitor activity. Gene Ontology annotation, cellular component: cytoplasm; nucleus. NCBI's taxonomy places the organism in Eukaryota, Viridiplantae, Streptophyta, Magnoliopsida, Cornales, Cornaceae. Gene Ontology annotation, biological process: abscisic acid-activated signaling pathway; defense response. The transcript has 2 exons. The record is from RefSeq and is a predicted model, not a curated record. Bases 115 to 597 code for a protein of 160 amino acids.